This is a messenger RNA of Prorocentrum cordatum, 2534 nucleotides long. The record is from the annotation of a GenBank genome assembly. Lineage: Eukaryota; Dinophyceae; Prorocentrales; Prorocentraceae.
AAGGACGUCCUGCAAUCGGACGAGCUCAUACCCAUUACUUCAUACGCCAGGCGGGCGGACGUGUACACGAGCAACAUCAGGGGCAUGGCCGAGGAGGCGAGGCGAGCCUUUCUCGAUACCGUGGGCGAUCCUGGCAGCGAGCUGACGCGCGUCCCCAGGCUGCGCGCCACUGCUGGCCACCUCUUAAGGGAAGUUGCGAGGGCCCAGCUGAACCUGAACAGGCUGACCAAGUCUUUCACAAGCCAGAUCUCGGCCAGGUACGAGCUCGACUCGCUGCAGAGCGAGGCGGUCACCAGCGAGGCGACGCUGACGCUGGCGUGCCAGUCGCUGGAGCUCAUGGAGGGCAUGGUGGACGAGCAGGAUUUGCUGGACUGCCUGGACGAAUUCACGCGCGCGCUGGCGACGGGCCUCAGCUUCGUGGGCAUUCUGCAGGCGAGGCUGAUGCACAGGCCCGAGAGCAGGGCCGCCGACUCGCUGGGCGAGCUGCUGGAGACCAUCGCGGGCUGUUUCGGCGAGGACGCGCUAAAGGAGGUGCGCCGCGGCAUCUGCCCUCUGUACGAAAAGGCCAGGGAGGCCGUAGGGGUCAUGGAGGUCUCGUGGGAGGUGCUCAACGACAUCCUCGGAGUGCAGGCGUCGGAAGUCCUGCAGACGCUGCGGGCACUUCAGGAGGGCAUCGAGCCGGCGAGCCAGGCAGUGGCCCAGUUCCAGAGCCACCACAGGCUCGCCCUGAAGGACGGCCCCAUGAGCGGGUCCCCGCAGCGCAGCUCGGCAAGCAGCAGCGGCAGCCACAGCGGCAGCCCGGGCCUGGCCUCGACAAGCAGCCGCAGGAGCUCCAGCGCGGGCAGCGAGCCGCAGAGAGCCAGGGUCCUUGCCAUGCAGGUCCGGGAGAAGAUGGAGGCCCUGGUGAACCACAACCUGCUGGUCAGCAUCGAGCAGGUCCAGGCGAUAUGCACGAACAGCAUUUCGGGCAUGCUUCUGGGCAUGGUGAAGCCGAGCCUGCGGAGCGCGCUGGAGGCGGUGCUCGGGGACAGGAGCUGGCUGGCGAAAGAGAGUGCGUGGUGGCACGGCGGGUUCGUGAAUGACGUUUUCGCCGAAGACGGCCCCGAGCUCGAGGACGAGGCGUCGUUCAGCAGCACCCUGCGGCACGGGGAGGCGGAUAUCGACGACUGCUUCGACGACACCGCCACCGUGUACUCGGACGGUGGUGAGCACGUCGUCAGCGUGAGAUCUCCCAAGCAGUCCCGGAUUGCGGAGGCGCCGGCCCCGCUGGUGUGCCCGAAGAACCACGUCCUGCAGCGUGCCCGCUGCACCGGCGAGUACGUCUGCGACCUCUGCGAGCGCACCAUGGAGCCCGGGCAGGUCAUCCUCGACUGCCGGGUGUGCAACUGGGGCCUCUGCAGGCUGUGCGAGCAGGACGCGCGGCCCUCAUCCCCGGCUACCCGGGUGCUCGCCGACGUUGUCCCUGGAACCCGGAGCUGGGGCGGCGGCUUCCGGACGCCCGGGAGUGCGCCGAGCGCCAUCUUCGUGGGCAUGCACCAUCUCCGGCCAGAGGACGCGCUCCUGGAGCUGGAGUCCGACUCGUCCGACCGCCAGGCCGACGCGCACUUCGCGAGGGCGGCGGCGCAGGACGCCCCGGAGCGCCAGGACCCUGGGCGCCUCUCGGCGCGGCCGCGAGUGGCGUCGGCAUCAGCCCGGCGGCCGCGGCCGCCGCCGCCUUCGUACAUCGGGGGCGCGGCGCGGGCCGGGGUGGACGCCAUGGAGCAGGAUUCGCUGUCGACGGUGCCCUCGGGCCCCAGGGUCGAGAAGGAGGAGCGGCCGUUGAGCGUGGAGAGGCACGUGGCGGGAGACCGGUUCCAGACACUGACGGGCAUCAAAGCACAGGCGGCCGCGUCGGUGGAGUCGCACAGCGUUGACGACUUCGAGUUCGAAUUUCAGGAUCACGUCGGCCUGCCUGGGGCUACGAUGGUGAAUCUUCGUCGUCCGGCACCCGCGCCCGACAGCCCGGCCCAGCGCCCGGGGCCGGCAAAGAGGGGCUACGCCGCGUGGCUCGGCAGCGUCCUCAAGCGCAGGGUGCCCCCGGCAGCUACCAGCGUGCCCUCUGCACAGCAGGACGUGACAAUCUGAGGCCACGGGUGCUGGUCUCCGCUGUGUGGCGGCCGUGGUCGCCGCCGCCGGCCUUUUUGCGAAGCCUUCAAACACUGCAGGCGGAGCACUUCGUAGUAAUUUGGGAUUUUUUUUAUUUGCCGCGGGUACCCGCAAUUGCACCCGCAAGUCUACCCGCGACCGCAUUUGGGCAGCACCUUUUGGGCCGUUGUCGACUUCGACGACGCGCCCGCCCGAGUCACCAAUUCGCACUGACAUUCUCGCGCGUCAGCGCGGCCUGCGAUACACGCUGGGAAGUGCCCAGCGAUGUAGCGUCACCGUGGCCGCGUCGUUCGCGCCAGACUAGCUGGCCCCUCUGCGGGCGAGCCUGCGCGCGCUAGCGCGGCCGCAGCGAUGUGCCAGCUGGCGCCAAACAGUCAUCGCAAUCGCCG